Messenger RNA from Parnassius mnemosyne (clouded apollo), 1938 nucleotides. The record is from the annotation of a GenBank genome assembly. NCBI's taxonomy places the organism in Eukaryota, Metazoa, Arthropoda, Insecta, Lepidoptera, Papilionidae.
AUGGCUACCAAAAAAAAGCAAAGAAAAACGGAAGAUGAAAACCGCGAAUUUAAAGUUGAGUGGACCGAGAAUUUUGCGUUCAUUCAAAACUUGAAUGGACUUCCGACAUGUCUUAUUUGUAAGGAGAAAUUCGCGCAUAACAAAAAGUCAAAUUUAGAGAGACACUUUACAAGAAAGCACGCGUCAUUUAGCACUAAAUAUCCUACCGGUGAUGCAAGAAAGAAAGCAGUUCAGGAACUUCAGAAGAGUCAAGAGUCGUCAACUUCUGUGUUUAAUAACUGGAUGCAAUCUUCCAGCAAUAUUAAUAUGGCAAGUUUUGUUUUUAGCCAAGAGAUUGCUAAGAGAGGGAAACCGUACACAGACGGCGAAUACAUAAAAAAAUGUCUUAUAAAUGCAUCCGAAGAGCUAUUUCGGGAUUUUAAGAACAAAGCAGAUAUUCUGAAAAGAAUUAAAGAGUUACCAUUGUCUGCCAAAACCAUUAAAGAUAGAACAAUUAAAAUGUGUUCAAAUAUAACCACCCAGAAUAUCGAAGAUCUAAAAUUAGUUUCGGCUUUAUCAAUAGCAGUUGACGAGUCUUGUGACAUAAAUGAUACAGCGCAAGUUUCACUUUUUGUAAGAUUUAUGUCUCAUUCAGGCCCUAAAGAAGAACUUUUAGGAUUAUUGCCACUCAAAGGUCAGACGCGUGGAGAAGAUAUCGCAAAUGCUGUAAUUGAGUGUAUGGAUAAACAUCAUAUUCCCCUCGAUAAAAUUGUGUCGAUUUCAACAGAUGGGGCCAAAAGUAUGACCGGCGUGAGAAAAGGAUUUGUUGCUAUUUUGAAAGAAAAAAUUAAUCACGAGAUACUUGUUUACCAUUGUAUCAUUCACCAAGAAGCGCUUUGUGCGAAAACAUUUCCGGAUGAAAUUUGUAAAGUUAUGGAAUUAGUGAUUACCAUUAUCAACUCCAUUUUAGCUAAAGCUCUUAAUCAUCGCCAAUUCAAAGAAUUUUUAUUUGAAAUGGAGAGUGAGUACGCUGAUCUUCUGCUUCAUAACAAGGUACGUUGGUUAUCAAAAGGAAACGUUUUAAAACGUUUCGCGUCCCUUUUUCCGGAAAUUAAAGCAUUUCUCCUUGAGAAGGGCGUUCACUAUCCAGAACUAACAGACGAUCAGUGGAUCCAAAACUUUUAUAUUAUGGUAGACGUUACCUCUCAUCUAAAUCAGCUUAAUCGUAAACUACAAGGGAAAGGAAACUUAAUUUUAUCGAUGUUAGAAGAAGUAAUAACAUUCGAAAACAAAUUAUCCAUUUUUGCUCAGGAUUUUGAAAGGGAAACAUUAUUUCACUUUCCGAGCCUGCUGAAGCAUCGUCAGGAAAAUAAUUCCUCUAUUGAUAAACAGCAUUUUAAAACAAUAAUUUUAAAUAUGAGGGAAACAUUUCUCAGCAGGUUUCAGGAAUUUAAAAACAGCAGAGCAACUUUAGCAUUUGUCAAAAAUCCUCUUAAUGCUACGAUAACCGAGUUGAAGUUUUCUCCUUUUGAAAUUGACAUUGGUAGCUUUGAAAUACAAUUGCAGGAUUUAAAAAACAAGGAGAUAUGGCGCUCUAAAUUCGAACGUCUUUGUGUUGAAUUGGAAAUUUUGGAGAAGAAAAAAUGUGAUCUUAGUUCACAACACAAGUGGUCUGCUUUGAAUGACCUGGAGAAGGAAGAAAUGAUUAUUUUCAACGCUUGGAAUAGUAUUCCUGACUCUUACGAUCAGCUGAAAAAGCUCGCUUUUGCUGUUCUUUCUCUUUUCGGUUCCACAUAUAUAUGUGAACAAUCUUUUUCAAGCAUGAAUAUUAUCAAGAGUAAACUGAGAAGUCGUCUUAUUGAUGAGAACUUGGAAUCAUGCCUAAAAUUAAAAACAACAACGUACAAACCUGACUUACUCAAACUUUCCAAGGAGAUGCAAGCACAUUGUUCUCAUUAA